GCCUGUGUGGACCGCUACAGAGAGGUAACGGAGAUGCUGCUCUGAGGCAAGAGAACGAAGAGGAGACGGAGCUGUAGGGUUGGAUUCUAGGUUGGGGUCGAGGGCGUUUCAGCUGCUGGGAGGAUGUCGGCCAGCGCAGUGUACGUGCUGGACCUGAAGGGGAAGGUCCUUAUCUGUCGUAACUACCGAGGAGAUGUGGAUAUGUCGGAGGUAGAGCACUUCAUGCCAAUCCUAAUGGAUAAGGAAGAAGAAGGGGCGCUUUCACCCAUCCUGGCCCAUGGAGGAGUCCGCUUUAUGUGGAUUAAGCACAACAAUUUAUAUCUUGUUGCCACCUCCAAGAAGAAUGCUUGUGUAUCCUUGGUAUUUUCAUUUCUUUACAAAGUGGUCCAGGUGUUUUCCGAGUACUUCAAAGAGCUUGAAGAAGAAAGUAUCCGUGACAAUUUUGUCAUCAUAUACGAGUUGUUGGAUGAAUUAAUGGAUUUUGGCUAUCCACAAACAACAGAUAGCAAAAUCUUACAGGAGUACAUCACUCAAGAAGGACACAAAUUGGAAACUGGUGCCCCUCGACCACCUGCCACAGUCACAAAUGCCGUGUCCUGGAGAUCAGAGGGAAUCAAAUAUAGGAAGAAUGAAGUUUUCUUGGAUGUUAUAGAAUCUGUUAAUCUACUGGUGAGUGCAAAUGGCAAUGUAUUGCGGAGUGAGAUAGUUGGAUCAAUCAAAAUGAGAGUGUUUCUCUCAGGAAUGCCUGAACUUCGUCUUGGAUUAAAUGAUAAAGUGCUCUUUGAGAAUACAGGACGAGGCAAGAGCAAGUCAGUGGAGCUAGAAGAUGUCAAAUUCCACCAGUGUGUGCGCCUUUCCAGAUUUGAGAACGACCGAACUAUAUCCUUCAUACCCCCUGAUGGGGAAUUUGAACUCAUGUCUUAUCGUUUGAACACACAUGUGAAACCUCUGAUCUGGAUUGAAUCUGUAAUUGAAAAACAUUCCCACAGUCGUAUAGAGUAUAUGAUUAAGGCCAAGAGUCAGUUCAAACGUAGAUCAACGGCCAACAAUGUGGAAAUUCACAUUCCAGUUCCAAAUGAUGCAGACUCUCCUAAAUUCAAAACCACAGUGGGAAGUGUGAAAUGGGUCCCUGAGAACAGUGAAAUAGUGUGGUCUAUAAAGUCUUUCCCGGGUGGCAAAGAAUAUCUCAUGAGAGCUCACUUUGGCCUCCCGAGUGUCGAGGCAGAGGAUAAAGAGGGCAAACCCCCAAUCAGUGUGAAAUUUGAGAUUCCUUACUUUACCACCUCAGGAAUCCAAGUUCGUUACUUGAAAAUUAUUGAAAAAAGUGGUUAUCAGGCUUUGCCUUGGGUGCGUUAUAUAACCCAAAAUGGAGACUAUCAGCUUCGUACACAGUAAGAAGAGUCUUUUUGCAGUCAUCUAGCUAUACUACACAGAGCAAUUUAUUUAGAUGGGGAUCUGUUAUUAUACUCAAAUGGAUUGGUGAAGGAGAAGGCCAAACACAAACGUUCAUGGACAGUUAUUUUCUAUUGAAGCCUGGUUGCAGCUUAAUUGCGGAAUAGCAAAACGUGGCAAUGCUUUAUCACACAUGGUUUUGUAUGUUUUGCAGCACUUUUGCUCUCGGGCCAUCUGAUCAUGUAGGCAUCCACAUUAUCUAUUACAUAUUAUCAUAUUCCAGAUCCCUCACACUAAAAAAAAAAUACCAAGAAAAUGUAAGCAAUUCAUUUUGUGAAGGCAGGGACCAAUACAUUGUGAAACAUGUAGAAAGAAUUCUCAUAGAAGAAACUAAAUGAUAUCCCCUUUGAGAUUUAGCAGAUGGUUAAAAUGGACCAUGACGAGAUAUACAUACACACACUCAGAUGUUUUUCGACAUAUAGCUUUAGGUAAUCCUAAAACUGGAAGUUUUCUGUUGCGUUUUUGGGCUGUGCCUUGUCGGAAUGUUGACCAGUUUAAACCAAGAAACACAGCACCAUUUCUAUAUUGGCUUUAACUGGUAACUGUAGUGGAUCUCCAGUGUUAAGUUUCAAUUUGGUCAGCAUGUAAUGGUAUCUUCUCCAUGUCAUAAUUAACGAAUCAAAACAGAUAAUUGGUUAUGAGGAAUAUUACAAUGAUGGAGUUACUUCAUGCCCUCCGCUUUGUUUAGGCACAAAAACCCCAACAAGCUAAAUGUGUACAAUGUAACUAAAACAUUAGAUUGUCCACCACCAAACGAUAAAAAUCCCUUC
Molecule: messenger RNA, 2222 nt
Organism: Spea bombifrons (plains spadefoot toad)
Lineage: Eukaryota; Metazoa; Chordata; Amphibia; Anura; Pelobatidae
Product: AP-1 complex subunit mu-1
Exons: 12
Coding region: 124-1395 (423 amino acids)
Biological process (GO): vesicle-mediated transport; intracellular protein transport
Cellular component (GO): clathrin adaptor complex; clathrin-coated vesicle
Molecular function (GO): clathrin-cargo adaptor activity
Source: RefSeq, a predicted model, not a curated record